This is a messenger RNA of Jaminaea rosea, 1721 nucleotides long. RefSeq names its product putative MSP1-intra-mitochondrial sorting protein. Gene Ontology annotation, molecular function: ATP binding; ATP hydrolysis activity. The coding region runs from base 179 to 1402 and encodes 407 amino acids. The transcript is spliced from 4 exons. The record is from RefSeq and is a predicted model, not a curated record. NCBI's taxonomy places the organism in Eukaryota, Fungi, Basidiomycota, Exobasidiomycetes, Microstromatales. Gene Ontology annotation, cellular component: mitochondrial outer membrane.
CACGGGCCUCAGUCGUCGUCGUCGUCGUCGUCGUCGACUCAAUGUCAAGGCCACGCGUGCAGACCGGCUCCGCUCCACGAGUCGAGAUGGACGGCGGCUUGUCCGUGAGAUCGUCGCGGCGGCGAUGCAGUGCGAUUUCAACCACUAACCAACCAAUCUUCGAAGCUACCUCGCCAAGAUGAAGGAGGCAACAAGGAAGAUGGUCACAGAUGUGGCCGUCUUUGCCUGCUCGCAGAUUGCAUUCUAUUACGCUUUUAAGUACAUCAUGGCUUCUGUCGAUCCCAAUCGCCAGAAGCGUCUGGACGCAAAGAAGCAGAGCGAGGAAAAGCUGGGCAAACUAGGAAAGGAGAGCGUAAAACUCAACCUCAACGAGUACGAGGAACAAAUUGCUACCGAGCUAAUCCUUCCCUCACAAAUAGAAGUCGACUUUGCCUCCAUCGGCGGACUCGAAAGCAUCAUCUCCUCCCUCCAAGAAUCUGUAAUCGCCCCCCUUUGCUUCCCAGACCUCUUCCAAUCCUCGGGCUCCCUUCUCGGCGCCCCUAAGGGAGUUCUCCUUUACGGCCCUCCCGGCACGGGCAAAACAAUGCUUGCAAAAGCCCUUGCGAAGGAGAGUGGGGCGACGUUCAUUAACAUGCACGUGUCAACUUUGACGAACAAGUGGUUUGGAGAGAGCAAUAAGCUUGUGGCGGCAUUGUUCAGCUUGGCGAGGAAGCUGCAGCCCAGUAUUGUGUUCAUUGAUGAGAUCGAUAGCUUCAUGAGGGAAAGGCAAGGAGGCGAUCACGAGGUGACCGGCAUGAUGAAGGCAGAGUUCAUGACACUGUGGGAUGGUCUCACCUCCUCCUCAGACCGCAUUAUGAUUCUUGGUGCCACAAAUCGACCAAACGACAUCGAUGCGGCCAUCCUACGCCGAAUGCCCAAGCGCUACGCCGUCUCGCUGCCCAACGUCGAGCAAAGAGAAAAGAUCCUCCGCAUCAUGCUCCGCGACGCUCGUCUAGACAAGAACUUCCGACUGGGGGAGAUUGUCAGGAAAAGUCAGGGCAUGAGCGGCUCGGAUCUGAAGGAGGCAUGCAGGAAUGCGGCCAUGGUCCCUGUGAGGGAGUUCUUGAGGAGCAGGGAGGGGAGGGAGAGUAUGAGUCGGGCGAGGAGCGGGGCUGCUGCUGCUGCUGCUGUGAAUGGUUCUGCAUCAUCAGACGUAGUGGGAGCAAAGGCAAACGGAGCAGCGAAUGGCUCGACCUCACCAGCAUCAACGCAGUCAAUCGGAGGAGCGGCCAAGCUCAACACACGGCCGCUCAGGACCGACGACUUCUUCCGCAGCGAUACGGCGGAGACGGCCAUUCCUUCGGGUCAGGCGUAUAAUGCUCAGGCCCACUACGCACGCAUUGAGGCGGAUCCUGUGGACUAGACGUGCGCGCGAGAGACGUCGUCAACCUCACUGCUGCGACUGGUGACCGCGGCUACUUUACACUUCCCUCGCCAAAGCCUCUUGCUGGAGGACGGCGAGGCUGGCUUUUCUUCACUACUACUACUAUUUUGCGAGCGUGCUUCGUCGCUGUAAUAUACACACACGCCUUCCUAGACAGCCAAGGGCAUCGAGAGAUUCAAGUUUCAUCUUCACAGGCAGGCGAAGUAGGAUGUUGUCGAGUCGUAAUCGGAGGCUAGAUUCGGAUUCUGAGAUCGGCAGAGAGGAUAGGAAUACAAGGAGAAGCGAGGCACAAAAGGUU